AGUUCGAUGGGCAUAUGUUGCAGGCCUGUGGAACCCCAAUGUAAAAUAAUCAAUUCUACAUGUGACUCUCUGUUUCCCUAUGCAUCCCAUGCCUACGGGAUCAAAGUGGUUCUCCCUUGAAAAGAAACAAGGAGAGAACAGCGUACCACCAACUAUUCUACUUAGUUUUAGUGGUGUUCGAGUUUUGAACAAAGAAGAGAGACCUAUAGAAUGAGACUGAUGCCUUGAUGGUGAAUGAAAAGUCUAAGAGCUAUAUAGUCCGAGUGCUCUUUUACAUUUCCUAUGAUUCAUUCAAACACAUAGUACUUGUUGUAGACAACGGCGGUUGGAUGGAUGAUAAAGCUUACUUCAUUGCUACCCGCUACCAACACAAAUAAUAGUCUUUCUCUUUCACAUGGUCUAAAUAUAAAAUUUGGCAUGUUGAAAAAACAAAUCAAUGGUAGAAGAAAUAAUAUUGACACAAUUUUAAAAAAUAAAUUCAAGAGGAUGGAAGAGAGAGCUGAUCAACCAACAGGUCAACCCAUCCGCCCCGGCUAUUAUUAAGCAACAAGAUUGCACUUCCUGCCUUCCACUUGUGUUUGUCCAGACACUGACCGAGGCACCAACAAUUGCUCUCGGUCACUCACAAUGCGCAAGCACAUUUCAGAAAUUAUCUCCCCAUGUACUAUCUCGCCGGAUGAAUCUUUUUCAAAACACACAUCUUAAAGUUUUUCUUUUUUUGGUCAAGUGCUAGUGGGAAGUGGUUAGAUUUGUUUAGUGAAGCCGGCAAGCAAAGUGAUGUCAGGUCAAGUAAACUAUGGCAUGUUCUAAAAAUUCAGGCAAGGACUAAGUCAACGAUGACUACACAAUCUACAAAUCAUUUUAUUUAUUUUUUGUAAGGAAGGUAUUCAGGAAGGUUGGGCGACUUGUUAGUAGAUUAACAGUUAAACAUCAGUGUUAACUAGGAAGCUGCCUGGUGGGCUGGGGGCAGUUGUGUAAAAUCCUAUUUUCUUGACCCAAAUUUCUUUGUGGCGACUACGACUACAAGGGAUAGACAAAAUGGGAGCACGAUCUGCUUCCUUAUUUACCCCCAAUCCUCAUCCUCCUUGACGAUUAGACCUCCAUUGAUGCUUUAUCCAGUGAGAGAACAUCAUAAGCUUUUGGCUCCCAUGCUAGCUUCACCAAAAAAAACAUGAAGAAACUUCAGUUGCACAACAGAACAUACAGCAAGGUAUUGCAGAUGCAUUACCUUGGCGUUGCUCUUGUGUUGAUGGUAUUCUGCUUGCCCUCUCCUACCAGUUCCUGCACCGAGCAGGAGAAGGACUCCCUUCUCCGGUUCCUUGCCGAGCUCUCCCAAGACGGCGGCCUCUCCGCGUCAUGGCGGAAUGGCACGGAUUGCUGCAAGUGGGAAGGGGUCGCCUGCAGGCAAGACAGGACGGUCAGCCAUGUCUUGCUGCCUUCGAAGGGCCUCAAGGGGCACAUCUCACGGUCCCUUGGCGCCCUCACCGGGCUGCAGCACCUCGAUCUCUCUGAAAACUUGCUGUCCGGUGGCCUGCCCCGGGAGUUAUUGUCUUCCGGCAGCAUCGUCUUCCUUGAUGUCAGCCUUAACCAGCUCAACGGAACACUCCGUCAGCUGCCAUCUUCACCACCUGCCAGGCCUCUGCAGUUGCAGGUACUAAACAUCUCAAGCAACUUAUUUGCAGGACAGUUUCCAUCCGCAAUAUGGAAAGCAAUGGAGAAUCUGAUGGCACUCAAUGCCAGCAACAACAACUUUAUUGGGCGGGUACCAGCUCAAUUCUGUAACAGCUCACCAUCCCUCACUGUGCUCGAUCUGUGUUUCAACAAAUUUAGUGGCAGCAUCCCCCCAGGACUUGGUGAUUGCUCCAAGCUGAGAGAGCUCAAGGCCGGGCAUAACAACCUCAGUGGAACACUCCCAGAUGAACUCUUCAAUGCAACCUCGUUGGAAUACCUGUCUUUGGAAAACAAUGAUUUACAUGGAGUUCUUGAUACUGCAAACAUGGUCAGCCUUAGAAAUCUCGUAACCCUUGAUCUUGGAGGGAACCGAUUCAGUGGCAAGAUACCAGAUUAUAUAGGCCUGUUCAAGAGACUGGAGGAGCUCCAUUUGAACAACAACAAUAUGUCAGGGCAGCUGCCAUAUGCCCUCAGCAACUGCACAAAUCUCAUAACAGUUGACCUGAAGAGAAACAGACUUAGUGGAGAACUUACCAAUGUCAAUUUCUCCAAUCUUCCCAAACUAAAAACUUUAGAUCUAGAUUCCAACAACUUAUCCGGCACAGUUCCAGAAAGCAUAUACUCGUGCAGUAAUCUGACAGCGCUGCGGCUAUCUACCAACAACUUACACGGGCAGCUCUCGUCAAGAAUAGGUAAUCUGAAGCAUCUGUCCUUCUUGUCACUUGGCAAAAACAAUUUCACAAACAUCACAAAUGCACUUCAGAUCCUUAAGAGCAGCAAGAACCUGAGCACACUGUUUAUUGGGCACAACUUUAGGGGAGAGAUCCUCUCACAGGAUGAAACAAUUGAUGGUUUCGAAAAUCUUCAGGUUCUCGAUAUACAAGGUUGCCAAUUUUCCGGCAGAAUACCUGUAUGGAUAUCAAGGGCUGCAAACUUGCAGGUGUUACUUUUAUGUGGCAAUCGUCUCACUGGACCAAUACCAGGCUGGAUCAACUCUCUAAGUCAUCUCUUUUAUAUGGAUGUGUCAACCAACAGACUAACAGGACAAAUCCCGUUAACCUUGAUGGAGAUGCCAAUGCUAAAAUCAACUGAGAACAUAACUCAUAUGAACCCAAGGGUCUUUGAUCUGACAGUUACUAAUGGCCCAUCACUUGAAUACCGUACCAUUACAUCUUUCCCAGCAGUGUUGAAUCUAAGGAACAACUGCUUGACAGGUGUAAUUCCCCCGCAGAUUGGCCAGCUCAAAGCGCUUGUUGUUCUUGAUUUCAGUUUUAAUAAGCUAUCCGGGCAGAUCCCACAAUCGAUUUGCAACCUCACAAACUUGCAGUUGCUAGACCUGUCCAGUAACAAUCUCACAGGUGCUAUCCCAGUUGCAUUGAACGCCCUGCACUUCCUUUCGGCGUUCAGCAUUUCAAACAAUAACCUAGAAGGGCCUAUUCCAUCUGGAGGCCAGUUUGAUACAUUUCAGAAUUCUAGUUUCGACAGGAACCCAAACCUGUGUGGCUCUGCUCUCACUCAAAAAUGCAAUUCAGCAGAAGCACAUCAAGCCAUCAUUCUGGCAGCAAAACAAGCUGACUACAAGGUGGCCUUUGUGAUUGAGUUCAGUGCAUUCUUUGGUGUGGGGGUGCUGUAUGAUCAGUUAGUCUUGUCGAGGUACUUUGGCAAGUCCUACUUCGCUUCACAUAUUGGUUCAGUGCGCUAAUAUUAGGCUGGUACUCAGGCAUAGCAACACGUCCAACAAAUAAGCUUCUCAUGUAGGUGUGAGCCACAAUUAGGUUGGCAAAAAAGUAUUCUAGGGUGAAGAGUGAUAUCAUUGUGGAGAUGUAAAAGUAUGCAACAAUGUAACAUGGUUUGAGCUACAAUAUGCA
Messenger RNA from Aegilops tauschii subsp. strangulata, 3539 nucleotides. RefSeq names its product receptor-like protein 2. Gene Ontology annotation, molecular function: protein binding. NCBI's taxonomy places the organism in Eukaryota, Viridiplantae, Streptophyta, Magnoliopsida, Poales, Poaceae. The record is from RefSeq and is a predicted model, not a curated record.